Pocillopora meandrina is the source of this 617-nucleotide messenger RNA. The record is from the annotation of a GenBank genome assembly. NCBI's taxonomy places the organism in Eukaryota, Metazoa, Cnidaria, Anthozoa, Scleractinia, Pocilloporidae.
AUGUGCCUUCCACUGGAGUCAGGCUGUUUUCCGCAAGGUAAAUGCUUAUUAUUAUCAUUAUCAUGGUUACUAUUGCUAAUCUAGAGGACUUGCAGGGAUACUGUUAUUCACACACUAAUGUGCAUUGAUUGUAAUACAUUCUGAGAGAUUUCUUCUGAGAUCUCUAAUAAGUGUCUUUUUUUUUCUUUCGUCAGAUCCAGUUCUUUGGUCUUGUAAGAGAUUAUCAAGACCAUGCAGUCCACCUCUUUCUCAAGAAAUUGAUGGCACUCCCCUACCUACCAUCAGAAUACACUGUUCCAGUAUUCAAUUCCCUGAGGAACGAAAACAACGACCCCGUAAUAGAGGAGCUUAUGACCUAUGUACACAGUACAUGAAUUGAAAGUACCAAUUGGAAGCCAUCUGCCUGGUCGGUGUUUAGAAGGUUUGUUACCCUCAGUUUAAUAUAAGAGUGUUUAUGAAAUCAUAGAAACGUUUUGCAACUACUUUGACAAGCAUAUAAAUUAAAAAUUAGUCAUCUCCCAUUCUACCUCCUACACAAUGAGGCCAUAUUGACAAAGCUACAAGUAAGACUGGUUUCGGAGGAGAAGCUAACAAGAAUGCAAAGGCAAAAAAUCUAA